AUCUGCCGUUCUGACUUUGAUUUGCAGCCAAUUCGAUGCCACAACAUAGUAGCUUUGAACAUCAAUUCUUCUACAUGAAAAUUGAUUCUACUGUAGCAUUCUUUUUUGCUGCUACUGUCGCGGGGUUAGGAUAAAGCUUUCCGUGCGACGUACGAUAUGGGCGACAUCGCACCAGAUGGCCUCAAUGAGGAGAGCCAGUGUGAGCCACAGGACAACAACGGAGAGAUCAAGGUGCUCGUAACUGGAUAUGCGCCGUUCCACGUUCGCUUCCCGGUAAAUUCCUCGUGGUCCAUCGCCUCUACUUUGCCGGAACAUUUACCUGCUACUACAACCUGUCCUCGGAUCAAGCUAGUUGUACCCACAGAACCCAUACAAGUCGCUUACAACACCGUGGUUGAGUGGGAAGAGAACUCAUUGGCAUCAACUGAUUACGAUAUAAUUCUUCACAUUGGCCUUGCGGCCGGCCGGAAGUUCUUCACAAUGGAGAGGCAAUCACAGCGGGAACCUUAUUGGGAGAAAAAAGAUGUCAAGGGCGAAGUCUUUAGUAGAGAAAUGACCGAGAAGUUAUGGCCAAAUAUGAAAUUUCCGAUGGUUUUGAAACCUACUUUUGAUUGUGGCGAUGUUUGGUUGAGAUGGAGAGCCAAUGUGGACAAAAGACUGGACGUACGGCCAUCAGAUGAUCCAGGAAAUUAUCUUUGUGGGUUCAUUUAUUAUUACAGCAUGGCUUGGUUCUGGGCCCGAGCUUCAAAAGAACGACCAGUAAUGUUUUUACAUGUUCCAGAUCUUCCAACAGAGGAAUUGGUCGAAGGAGGUCGCGAGGUGACGAUUGGCUUGAUUAGAGCGCUGGUUGAGAGCAGGGAGAAGAAAGGUGUUUUUGAUCCCUUGGCUGUGGAUGAAUCUGGUCUGAAAUCGAAUGGGCACUUCACGUCUCCAGGGUUUCUGCAGCGUCCCUCCAGCUUCGAAUCGAGCUGUACCGAAGAGUGCGACAUGGCCUGGACGUACCAGAAAUAAAGUAACAAGACGGCUACUGAGUCUCCAUCUCAUAACAUGACGAUCAGCCCAUAAUUACUGAUAAGUGAUUUCAGUCUUUGGGAUUGUCGUAUCAUAUCGCAAUCAUACGUGCAUGGCAUUCAUCGCGAAUGGAAUUUGAGUGGGCUAAAAUCGCAUCAACCAUUGUAUGAUUUAUGAUUUUUUAGUCAAGCGAAAACUAUUCUAUGUUUGCAACCCCUUUCUUUACAA
Verruconis gallopava is the source of this 1239-nucleotide messenger RNA. RefSeq lists its product as uncharacterized. The record is from RefSeq and is a predicted model, not a curated record. The transcript has a single exon. Lineage: Eukaryota; Fungi; Ascomycota; Dothideomycetes; Venturiales; Sympoventuriaceae. Bases 157 to 1011 code for a protein of 284 amino acids. Gene Ontology annotation, biological process: proteolysis.